Malaclemys terrapin pileata is the source of this 6614-nucleotide messenger RNA. It is a transcript of the gene QSOX2, whose product is annotated as quiescin sulfhydryl oxidase 2. The coding region runs from base 92 to 2137 and encodes 681 amino acids. The transcript has 12 exons. NCBI's taxonomy places the organism in Eukaryota, Metazoa, Chordata, Testudines, Emydidae. Gene Ontology annotation, molecular function: protein disulfide isomerase activity; flavin-dependent sulfhydryl oxidase activity. The record is from RefSeq and is a predicted model, not a curated record. Gene Ontology annotation, cellular component: Golgi membrane. Gene Ontology annotation, biological process: protein folding.
GGGUGCCGGUUGCUAGCCUAGGCCCGUCCCCAGGCCCGGCCUGUUGCUAGGGCGAGCGGCGGCCGGACUCCCCCGCCCCUCGGCUCCCAACAUGGCGGCGGGUGGUGCAGGCGGCGGCUGCCCCCCGGCCCCGCUGCUGCUGCUGGGGCUGGUGGCGGCGGCCGGGCUGGGCGGGGAGGCGGCGCGGCUGUACCGGCCCGGGGAGGACCCGCUGACCGUGUUGGAGGCGGGCACCGUGCGCCGGGCGCUGCUCAACUCCUCGGCCGCCUGGGUGCUGCAGUUCUACAGCUCGUCGUGCGGCCACUGCAUCGGCUUCGCCCCGACCUGGCGGGCCCUGGCCGGGGACGUGAAAGACUGGGAACCUGCCAUCAGGAUUGGUGUGCUGGAUUGCGGGGAGGAAGAGAACUAUGAGACCUGUAAAGAAUAUGGUAUUCUCUACUAUCCAACUUUUAGGUACUUCAAAGCAUUUACAAAGCAGUUCACAACUGGGGAAAAUUACAAAGCAGGGUCAGAUCGUGAGCUCCAAACCGUUCGUCAGAUGAUGAUUGAUUUUCUACAGAACCAUUCCCAAGAAUCAAGACCACCUGCUUGCCCUGCCUUGGAUCCAAUUCCGUCCAGUGAGAUUUCUUCUCUUUUUGACAAGAAUAGUCAUCAUUAUACUGCCAUUGUGGUUGAAAGUAGUAACUCCUAUGUUGGGCGAGAGGUGAUCUUAGACUUGAUUCAGUAUGAAAACAUUAUGGUAAAGAGAGUGCUGAAUUCUGAUAAGGCUUUUCUAGAGAAACUUGGUAUUACCUCAAUCCCUUCAUGUUAUCUGAUCUAUCCAAAUGGGUCCCAUGGAUUAAUUAACAUUUUGAAGCCUCUUCGGUCUUUCUUUUCUUCCUAUUUAAAGUCACUGCCCGGUGUGAGAAGAAAACUUGUUUCACAACUUCCACUACCAAAAAAGCAAAAUAAACAGGAGGGCACAGAAAUCAAGGCAUGGAAGGAAUUUGAUAAAGCUAAGCUGUACAUGGCUGACCUUGAAUCAGGAUUGCAUUACCUGCUCAGGGUAGAGCUUGCCACUCACAAGACGCUUGAGGGAGCUGAGCUAAAGACCUUCAAGGAUUUUGUUACAGUCAUUGCCAAGUUAUUUCCUGGCCGUCAGCCCGUGGUGAAGUUGUUAGAGACCUUGCAAGAGUGGCUGGUGAGCCUUCCAUUAGACAAAAUCCCUUAUGAUGCUAUCCUAGAUCUGGUCAACAACAAAAUGCGGAUUUCUGGAAUAUUUCUCACUAACCACAUUCAGUGGGUCGGCUGUCAGGGGAGCAGACCAGAGCUGAGAGGUUAUACCUGUUCCCUCUGGAAGCUGUUCCACACCUUAACUGUUCAAGCUGCCGUUCAACCAAAAGCGCUAAUCAACACAGGUUUUGAGGAUAAUCCCCAAGUGGUCCUACAGAUCAUGCGGAGGUAUAUUCAGCACUUUUUUGGGUGCAAGGCUUGUACUCAGCAUUUUGAAGAGAUGGCUAAAGAAUCCAUGGAUUCCGUGAAAACCCUAGACCAGGCUGUUCUCUGGCUGUGGGAGAAGCACAAUGUAGUGAAUGACAGGCUUGCAGGUGAUCUGAGUGAAGAUCCAAAAUUCCCUAAAGUUCAGUGGCCAACUCCAGACCUCUGUCCCGAGUGCCACGAUGAAAUGAAAGGGUUACACAGCUGGGAUGAGGCCCAAGUGCUACAGUUCUUGAAGCAUCACUAUCACAGUGAAAAUAUUCUAUAUAAAUACACGGAAGGCCAGGUUAACGUUAAUGAAAUAGAAGUUGGGGAUGUGAGAGAGAGAAAAGACAAAAAUUUACCCAAGAAAACAAGUGGAAACAAAGAAGACAAGAUCCUGGAUCAAAAAAAUGUGUUGGAUUCAAAAUCUAAGGCCUUAGAUAAAUUAAUAGCAAAUAACGGACCUGUCAGAGAUAGAAGUAAAAAUGCAAUCGAAUCCGUUAUCCAUAAAGAGACCAAGCCGUCUGUGUCCUUCUUAGGGAUUGGAUUUUCUAACAUAGACAUGAGUCUAUGUGUUGUACUUUAUGUAGCAUCAUCCUUAUUUUUAAUGAUAAUGUACUUUUUUUUCCGAAUGAGGUCCAAACGGUGGAAGGUGAGGUAUUAUCGUCCGGGUGUGUAGAACUUACCAGAAACGACAUUUUCCUUGUAAGUGGCUGAUCAGUACCAGACGCAGCUUUAAUAUUUAUGAUCAGGGAUUUUAUACACAGUAUUGUUUCAAAACCCUCCUCCCCGGCUCCCAACUCAUUUCACCAGUGUUCUCGCUUAGUGCUGUAGAGCGUGCUCUAGGAAUCUCAAUAUUGUCUAGUAUCCAGGUCCGUAGAACUGACUUAGUGUUUACUAAAGGAGAAAGAUUGAACUUUUCCAUUAACAUAUCAUUACGUACUGUUUGCAUCAUUUACUGGUCUCUAAUGUGAGGAAUUGCACAAUGUAAUUAGUUACUCCAGGUUUUGGAAAGAAACUGAAUACUAUUGUGUGUGUGUUCUGACACAGCCUUUUAAUUUUAUCCUGAGUUGACUUAAUAAUCUACCUGUCCACCCGCUGCUCAUUGUGUGAGAUCUUGUUGUUGCCUUUAGAGAAGCAAGAAUUUUGAUUUUUUUUCCCAGAGGAAGAAAAAGUGUAUUUGAAUAAACUUUACAAAUGUAUUAUGUUUUUUAAAAAAUGAAUGUUUUUCUCCAUUACAUUCUUGUAGUUGGAAGCCAUAAGUGUCCAAAUACAAUUCCUCCCUCUCCCCUUAGUUCCAACCAAGGGACUAUGCACUUCCAGGAAGCUCGGCCUGGGGUAUUUGGAUGAUCUGAAUAGUGUACAAGAGGCCUGAUUCUGAUCUUGCGUAGGGCAAUGUCCAUUCAAAAGGAACCCUGUUGACGUCAAUGGAGUUACACCAUUGUAAGUGAGAGCAGAACCAGGCCCAAUCUUUUUGCCUGCCCCGCUAUUCCAAGCUUAAGCAGAGCAUUAAAUAACCCACUCUAUUUGCUAAUUUAUUAAGUAGGGAAGUAACUAAGGAAUAGUUAGGGGAAAUACCCUACUGUUGAAUUACGCUAUUGGAAGCCACUUCUCAUGAACUCUAGUAAAGUGAAACUCCGUGCCUGGUCAAAUAGACUGAAAGUCCUGAUUGGUUUUGGUGGGCCAAUACAAAUUGCAGUUCUGGUUACAGUGAACUUCUUACAACAUUGUGACACACACAAAAAAACCUUCAGUCUAAAGGGUUCCACAAUGUAAGCAUUUCAUUUAGAAAUCUCCCAUUCUGAGCCUGCGAGGUGGUGAGGAGUCUUUGCUCACAAUUGUAAAGUUUUCUGGUGCUACAAAACUAUGAGUGAUUCAAGACAGUCUCCUUAUGCAUGUUCCUUCUGCUAGUGCAUUCCACUGUUUGGAUUAAAAAACAACAAAAUAAGAAUGGCCAUUCUGGGUCAGUCCAGUGGUCCUCUACUCCAGUCUCCUGUCUUCUGACAGUGGCCAGUACCAGAUGCUUCAGAAGGAAUGAACAGAACUGGGCAAUUAUCAAGUGAUCAUCCAGUCCCACUUUCUGGCAGUCAAAGGUUUAGGGACACCCAGAGCAUGAGUUGCGUCCCUUACUAUCUUGGCUAAUAACCAUUGAUGGACCGAUCCUCCAGGAACUUAUCUACUUCUUUUUUUAACCCAGUUAUAUUUUUGGCCUUCAUAACAUCCCCUGGCAACGAAUUGCACAGGUUGACUGCAUUAUGUGAAGAAAUCCGUCCUUAUGUUUGUUUUUACACCUGCUGCUUAUUAAUUUCAUUGGAGUGACCCCUGGUUCUAAACAGACAUUUAGUUGCAAUUGUGCUCAUCACUUUUACUCCAGUAUGGGUCGUGGCAGCUUUUUGGAACAUAGAAAUUGCCAUUCCAGAUCAGACUACUGGUCCAUCUGUCGAGUAUUCUGACUGUGGCUGGUGCCAGAUGCUUCAGAGGAAGGCAUAAGAAGCCACGAAGCGAACAGUUACAAAAUUACCAGCCCAAUGUAGAAGUUUCCUGAUUUCAGCUGUCAGUGGAUGGUUUAUGGCAUGGAGCAUGAGGUUUACAAUCCUAUCUAGUGUAAUUCUUGGUGUUCUUCUCAUCCAUAUGUCUAAUCUUUUUUUAAACCUGCCACGCUCUAGCCUCAAUGUUUUCCUUUGGCAUUGAGUUCUGCAAAUCAAUUAUGUUGUGUAAAAAGGUAUUUCCUUAUAUCAGUGUUAAAGUGAACUGUCAAUUUCACUGAAUGUCCCCUUGCUCUUGUAUUAUGAGAGGGGGAAUAAACAGCUCCAGGCUAAUUCAAUCAUUUAUUCCUUCAUUUGGUUAAUUAUUCUGUGUACUUCUGUAAUGUCCCCUUCUGAUUUCCACUGCAAGCCCUAUUAUAAAGUUAAAACUUAGCACAUUCGUCUCAACAAGGACAGAAUUUUUUUUUUAUUUAUUAACAAGUGGAAAAUAUAGGGAUGUGUGUGUCAAACCGCAGCUUUGUGUAAUUUGAAAAGAAGGCAAAGGAUUAUUCAAAGAAAGCCAAUGCAAAGGGACUAGCAGUAACUAUUGCCUAUUUCCAAUAACCACUUCAAGAAAUUUACUCUGCAUACAUUUGCAUGUGUCUAAAAAUGCCUAAAUCUGCAUUCACACGACAAGCGCUCAUGUUUUUCUUAAGCUGCCUCAGGGCUAAAGUUUAUGUGCAAAGCCUGAAUAAAUGGGCUUUGCAUGAGUGACAAACCCCAUCUCUAUACCUGGAGCUAGAGGGUUGGAAUUCUGCAUUCUGUCCACUGCCUGGGCCCCUUGGCAGUGUGUUGAGGUAGCAGAGGCUGCCGUAGGAUGAUGGUUUUAUGCUUGGGGCGUCUGUGAAGUUGUAAGAAUUUCCGCCGAAAUGGAUGUGAAGAAGCAGCCAUGACGAUUUCACGUCAGUCUGCAUUUUUCUAAGUAAAUGGAUGUUUUUAAAGGCGUGGACCAUGAUGGACCAAAAUGGCUUCCUCCCUCUUUUGUGGGAUUGUUAAGAAUCCCUGUAAGGUCUUAUGGGGCUCAUUUUUGAAUACUCCGAGAGAUGGUGAAACAAGAGUGGAAGUUAACAAUUAAGGUUCUCAGUCUGAUCAGUGCCAUUGUGCUUUGUUAUUAUAGGGUUUCAAAUAGUGGGGGCCCCAAAGGGAGGAGCUUAGUUAGAACAGAGGCCAAAAUUUUGGAACUUGGAGGCGUUAAGUCAGGCCCCUAACCAAGUGGCCUGAUUUUUUCGGGUGGACUUGACAAAGUGGAGGGAGCUUAGCAUCUCUAAAAAUGGGGCACCUGACUUGGAAAAUGUUGAUCAGUCUCAGAGGGAUCUUUGAACUUCCUUGUUGCUGUUAGUAUCACACAUUUUAGUAUUAAAUAACACUGGCUUAUUUUUAACUCUGCUGGAUGUGUAGAAUUGGGUUCGUUAGUUUUUUGUCUCCUUUUAUUUUCAUCGGUAUAUUAAUUGAACCAGUCGAGCCAGUGAAGGAUCAUGGGGAUGAUUUUGCCCUUAGAACAGCUAGUGGGUGAUGCAUUUAAGAAAAUGUGCUUUGCUCACUAUAAAUACUGUAAGCUUUCACUCUGCCUUUAUGCUGUUUUGAAACCUGGGAAGUGGAACAGAUACCCAAACUUCCAGGAUAGCUUUUUUUCCGCAAAGAAUAGAGAGAGAUGUAAACAGAAUUUGAAUUAUCCAAUCUUGGUGUUAUGGCUAAGUGCUGCCAUGUAAUUGGUACAUAGCUUUCAUUUUCAUUGGUAGCAAUGCCCACCUCACUUGGAAAAGCUGCCCUGAACUUUGGGUUUAGUUAUGUAAAUCUCAGUUUGUGCUGUUAUUGUGUAGGUUUAAACUGACCCGUGUUAUUUCCUUUUGUGCAUGAUGACUGUCACAAUGGAUUUCCACAUUCAGUGCUAUAAUAUGAUUUUACUCCUGAUUGACUGCGUCUCCAGAAAGUGUUACGUGUCCGUCAUGAGAUAACGCAAUGCUGUUUUGACAUGCUGUAUUACAAAUACCCUGUCAUAAUCUGGUUAUUUCCUUUUAUUAAAAUACCUUUAAAAGCACCUAUUCAAUCCAGGAAUUUUGAUUUUAUAAUGCGCUAAGUUCCAAAAUUUGCAAGGUGAGAGAAAUCGAUAUGUAUGGAUCAUACCAGACUUCCAUUUUCAGGAAGGAAUUUUGUCCAUCGUAACACACUGAAAGGGUUCUGUGCUGUUCAGAUAUUUUCACAUUGAGAACAUUAAACUGCAGAAAAAAGUAAAAAUAACAAAUAAAUAUAGGGACCUACUAGGUCUAAGGGGGGGAGGGGAAGCUAGUUCCAAGAAUGCCAAAAUGAAACUAUUCCCCUGAGUUCCAAUCUAACUGCAAAUUGUGUCCGUUUCACGUGACUUCUGUUUAGAACUGGACAUUAGUACCAUUUUGACAGAAGGUUCAAAUGUAUUUUCUGUGUCUAAAAAUGUUGACUACAAGCUGUUGAGACUGAAUAUAACCGUUCAAUAAUUUAAGUGUUUUAUUUAUUUUUAAUUGAAUGACUUGAAUAAAAGAGAAAGUAGUGGACAUGAAAAUGUCAGUGUGAUACCUCUCUCUAGCAGAGAAAGUGCCCAUUUUGUACCAAACUGUAAAUGAAUGUGCUCAUUUAAAUAAAUAAAUUGCAAACAUU